Messenger RNA from Erpetoichthys calabaricus (reedfish), 2468 nucleotides. RefSeq names its product cAMP-dependent protein kinase catalytic subunit alpha. The transcript is spliced from 10 exons. Gene Ontology annotation, molecular function: ATP binding; protein kinase A regulatory subunit binding; cAMP-dependent protein kinase activity. Bases 370 to 1488 code for a protein of 372 amino acids. The record is from RefSeq and is a predicted model, not a curated record. NCBI's taxonomy places the organism in Eukaryota, Metazoa, Chordata, Cladistia, Polypteriformes, Polypteridae. Gene Ontology annotation, biological process: peptidyl-serine phosphorylation. Gene Ontology annotation, cellular component: cAMP-dependent protein kinase complex; nucleus.
GAGCCGAGUGGAGCGUCGCUCUCUGCCGUGGAGGACCCCUGUAGCGGCCCGCCGAUGUGCGUGCUGGCGUCUCCCUCCGGGUCCGUGCCGGGACAGGCUGCAGCUUGACGCCCGCACGCCGCUCUGAUUGGCCGAGCUGCCCUCAUUCCUGAGACUUGUAGUGGCAGGCUGUAGGCUGGUAGCGAGCACGGUGCCGGCCGCAGCCUUUCGAGUCGGCGCCUCCGAGACGCCCAGAGGGCCUUGUGGGGGCCGCGGCCCCCCUGGGUUUUGAGUUUCCAGCGUGGACGGCUCGCUGCGCCGCGGUGUCCUUGACGAGGCUCCAAGAGGCCAUGUCAGCGGGCCUCCUGGUCUGAAGCCGCGGGCGGCCGAAUGUCUGCUCUACAGCGACUGGCAGGGCGGCUCUUCCAGCGGGGCCCACGCCCUGGCAGCCAUGAAGCGGAAUCCGGAGUGGAGUGCAACGCGGAAGAGCAGGAAUACGUGAAGGAGUUUCUCGCGAAAGCCAAAGAAGAUUUCCUCAAGAAAUGGGAGAACCCCGCACAGAACACGGCAUCCCUGGACCAGUUUGAAAGGAUCAAAACCCUGGGGACGGGCUCGUUUGGCAGAGUCAUGCUGGUGAGACACAAGGAGACGGGGCAGCACUACGCCAUGAAGAUCCUUGACAAACAGAAGGUGGUGAAGCUCAAGCAGAUCGAGCACACGUUGAAUGAGAAGCGAAUCCUGCAGGCCGUGAGUUUCCCGUUCCUCGUCAAACUGGAGUAUUCCUUCAAGGACAACUCGAAUCUGUACAUGGUGAUGGAGUACGUGCCAGGCGGAGAAAUGUUUUCACAUCUGCGGCGGAUUGGCCGGUUCAGUGAGCCCCAUGCCCGAUUCUACGCUGCCCAGAUAGUCCUGACGUUUGAGUACCUGCACUCCCUGGACCUCAUCUACAGAGACCUGAAGCCUGAGAACUUGCUCAUAGAUCAACAGGGGUACCUGCAGGUAACGGAUUUCGGCUUUGCAAAGAGGGUGAAAGGCCGGACCUGGACGCUGUGUGGGACCCCCGAGUACCUCGCUCCAGAAAUCAUCCUCAGCAAGGGAUACAACAAGGCGGUGGACUGGUGGGCGUUGGGCGUUCUCAUCUACGAGAUGGCGGCCGGAUACCCACCGUUCUUCGCUGACCAGCCCAUUCAGAUCUACGAGAAGAUUGUUUCUGGGAAGGUGCGUUUCCCCUCGCAUUUCAGUUCGGACUUGAAGGACCUCCUGCGGAACCUGCUGCAGGUAGACCUGACUAAACGGUUUGGAAACCUCAAGAACGCAGUCAACGACAUCAAAGGCCACAAGUGGUUUGCAGCGACAGACUGGAUUGCAGUUUACCAGAAGAAGGUCGAAGCCCCCUUCAUCCCCAAGUGCAAGGGUCCAGGGGACACCAGCAACUUUGACGACUACGAGGAGGAAGAAAUCCGAGUGUCCUUCACCGAGAAAUGUGCAAAAGAGUUUGCGGAGUUCUAACUGGGGGGUGAAAUGGACGGCGGGGGAGGGGGAGGGUCUCAUCUGUUGAGGGAGGGUGGGGGGUCUCGCCGAGUCCGUUUUUGAGGAGCAGUGCUGCUCCCUCAAAAUCCAAAUCAGCAAAAUGACUUGCACCAGCCAAAAGGGACAUUGCGCCUGCAGCCGCCGCUGGUGAGGAGUACGGUGGGCUCGUUUCCUUCUGUGUCUCUCUUGCUCCUUUGCCCCCCCCCCCCCUUUGUCUUUUUGUUUUUGCAUGUCUGCUGUUGGCUGUGCGCGGAGGGGGGGGUGGGGGAUUGGUGUUGGGGGUCCCCACUUGUGUUGAAUUCUGGGUGUGUGAGGCAGUGAGAAGUGACCUUGGCCCCACCCACUCCCACUUGCUUGCUCCGCCUACUCGCUCUUGCCUCAUGUCCCCUAGAGAGAGAGAGAGAGUAGUUUGUGCUAACUGGGCCCCUCCCACCUCGGUCUCUAUGGUCACCAGGCCCCGCCCUCGCUCACUCCGCCAGGGAGGCGUGGCCAUGCAGUAGGAGGAGAGCAGGGGCGGGGCACACACUCCUUUUUAUUUUUUUUUGUCGGUGCUUUGCUUCGGUUCUUUUAUUGUUUGUCUCGUCCCGUCCUGCCGCCAUCCCCUGUUGCCAGUUUGUCAUCGUGCUGUGACGUUGAGGUCACUCCCAUCAGGGAGGAGAGGCAGGUGCCACUUUAUCUUCAGAAGCCCCUUGGAGUUUGCUGUGCUGAAGUGGGGCUCAGGGGGGGGGGGGGGGAAGGGGAUACGGACCCCUGCUGGCAGCUCCCUUGUCUCCUCCCUGUGUUUUUUUUUAUUUUUUUGCCCCCACCCUGUGUUUCGCUGCCCCCCACGGCCCCCCGAUCUUCAUGCUCUCUUCUCCUCACCGCUGGAGUAGUUUUGCCUUCUUGUAUCCUGGGUUUCCUUUUUACUGUUCAAGAAGCAAAAAGGUUUUACUAAAAAACAAAAAAAAACAAAAGAAAAA